Molecule: messenger RNA, 2709 nt
Organism: Pocillopora verrucosa
Lineage: Eukaryota; Metazoa; Cnidaria; Anthozoa; Scleractinia; Pocilloporidae
Product: tumor protein p53-inducible nuclear protein 2
Biological process (GO): positive regulation of DNA-templated transcription; autophagosome assembly
Cellular component (GO): autophagosome; nucleus
Source: RefSeq, a predicted model, not a curated record
AACGAAGAUUUUUUCUUGACAUCUGCAAGAUUUGCUUUCCUACCAACGGCGUCAUUUUUGUUGUAACAUUCGAAGCUUCGACUAAUUUCUUCGCAACAAAUCUGUUUUGAAUUAUUUCGUCCGCGAAAGAGCGCUAAUUUUUCCUGCAGAAGCUCAAAUAUUUGACUAGAAAACCGGCUCCUUCUUCGUUUACAAAAUUUGCAUUACACAGAUCUCUCAAGAACCAUAACGAAUUUUGGCGGACUAGUCGUUUUUUCACUUCAACUGCAUUAAAACGGAAAAGGUGACUUAUCAUUGCAAAUUGGCCUUAUUGCUGAUCAAAGAAAUUAACUCAGGAUGUGGACCGCGAUUUCAAGUUACAUUUGGGGCGAAACAGACGAGCAACUUGUCCCGGGAUCGGUCGACGACACCCAAAGCGUCGAUGACGACUGGAUUUUAGUGGACGUUCAAAAAGGCAAAAAAUGUGACGAGAAAGAAAACGAUGAUCCUAAGUUAAAAGCCCAAAUCCAACUGGAGGAAAGUUGGUACGUUACUCCACCGCCUUGCUUUGAGGCGAGCGGGCUUUCCCCCGAAGUUUUGGAAGCAAGCCCGAUGGAGGAUCUUCUUAUCGAACAUCCCAGUAUGUCUGUGUAUGGUCCAGGUAUAAGACGGCAUUCUCCUUCACUUUCCUCAACAUCCCGGAAUUCUAGCACAGCUAGAAACGGAGAAGAGGUCGUGGAAAGGAGGGAACCGCGUCGUACUGUCCAAUUCCAAGCGCAGCUCGAGUUAAUUGAAAAGAGGCGACAAACCGAACCUCCGCUCCAAGGCAGCAUUCGCGCCAACAGAAAGAACUUAAAAAAGCAAAAUAUGGUUCAUUUUCAGAAUAAUUCUAGAAGCAAACGAAAUAAAAAACGAAAUAGGAUGCUAGGAAAACACGUUGGACUACACGGCAAAAGGGGCUGUUGACCUUCGCUAGAAUUUUAAUAUUCAAGAGCGACGCUUGUGGAUUAGCGUGAGGGUCUAAAGUCCGUCGAUUGUAAAUAUUUAAAACAUUCCUAUUUAUAUUCUUUCGGAGGGUAUAGUUUGCUUCCCAGAGUAGGUUCAUUAUUUCCCUUGUGUAUUGUAUUCCUCGCUAUGAGGAAGAUAUUAAUAUAAUUUGAUCCUGGAAACAUAAACUGGGCUCAAAUUUGUUAAAUAGCUCGCGGAGAUCGCACUUCCAGCUAUGUAAUUUAUGUAUCAUUCUUAGGUAGUACGGAUCGACGAGAGUAUGGUUGGCAUUAUUUUAUUUUUCUUAUGACGAAAACGAAAAAAAAAUCGAUAUAAUUUUGAAAAUUUGAAACAAGAAAUACAAUUUCACUAAAUUUCAUACAUUAUAUGGUCUGAUAUUACUGUCUUGAGUACAACCUUGAGAUUGAAAUAAACCAAAUUUGAACUAAAGUUCACGUUGCUGACUUACGUAAAUGAUUACGUAAUGUGAUUACUGAGCGAGUGUAGCAGGUUAGCUAAUGAACUCUCAUCUCGCAUGCAAUUCUGGUAGCUAGGUUAAGCGUAGUGUUGAGUGGAAUGCUGAACUUAGCCCGUAAUUAAUGAUUUGAUAGGGGGUUUUCUAGAUGGAAGACAAAUUAUGCAAAACAAACAAACCAAUGCGGUGCCAAUGUUACAUUAAUGCUAGAAUAAUGAAAUUAAGCGUCAUAGUGCUGUUGUUGAAAAAUCAUGCACACAUUGGAAUGAGUGUGCUUUGCAUUUUCCUUCCUCUAGUUAACUGAAGGCCUUUUCCUGUCAAUUAAUCUACAACAUCUUAAUUUUCCAAUGCCUUAAGAAGAACAAAAAUAAUUUUAUCACCAACACAACUUUACCAGGGAUAAUUAAAAAUUGUCUUGCAGAUGCAGAUUGAGUAAAUUUCCAUAAUAAAAAAAAUAAAAAAUUUCCACAAACAGGUGUUAUCACUCGAAUUCACCGUACAGAGUUGUGGGAUUUUCUACUACACUGAAACUGGUAGAUUGCAAACUUAGCUCCCACACAAUCACUUCACUUAACCCUUAAAUUCCCAGAUCAAAUUUGUCAUUCUCCUCACUGUCAACCAUACAAUUCUUAUACUGUUAGUUCAGAGAAUUAAGAACUGGCUCAACUACUUAUCCCCAAAUUGAUAUUUUACUUUAUUCUCAUCACUUAUCUAGUUGAUAUUGUACUGAUGUUGUGAGGAGAGAUUUUGUUUUAGUCACUCAUGGGAUUUAAAGGUUUAAACUAAAAACAAACUUGAUGAUGAACAUUUGCAAGAUUAAGUUCGUCUAAACUUAAUAAUGUGUAGUUGUAUCAAUCUUUACAGUUCAAAGUUGUCAAAAAUAUUUUGGGUAAUUGGUUUGUAAUACAAAGUACAUCACCUGAUACACUGCAUCUCUGCUGAAACUUGAGCUACAAAUAUUUGCAACAGCUGGCACAUUUUUUAGGGUAGAUGGAAAAAUGCAUGUUUGCUGGUUUAUUUUGACAACACUGACAGCUGGAUAGAAUUAAAUUGUACAGAUAUUAAUGUGCUAAAAUCUACAGAGAAGUAUAAAUAAGGAAUAAAGUAUGACAACCUGCAAAUUCCACAUGGAACUGCAACCACAAAGGUAAACAAUGUAGCCCUGACAACAACUGAUUAAAUACAAAAGAAAUCAAACCAUUCCUUACUGAUAACUAAAUACUUGAAAAUUUCUAUUUACAGAAGGAAUAAACUUUUGCAACUCACAA